This is a messenger RNA of Plasmodium falciparum 3D7, 960 nucleotides long. RefSeq names its product ATG3/ATG10 family protein (gene ATG3). The record is from RefSeq and is a predicted model, not a curated record. Lineage: Eukaryota; Apicomplexa; Aconoidasida; Haemosporida; Plasmodiidae.
AUGAGUGACCAAAUAAAUGUCAAACAUAAAAUAGGAGAUACUUGCCGAAAGCUGUAUUCAUAUUUUAAAACAGUUAAUAAUACAUCUACUUUUAUUCAAAAUGGUACUCUAACUCCCUCAGAAUUUGUUGAUUCUGGAGACUUUUUAGUCUAUAAAUUUAAAACAUGGGAAUGGCAAGAAGCUGAUAAAGAUAGAGUAGUACCAUAUUUACCAGAAAACAAACAAUUUUUAAUUACCAAAAAUGUUCCAUGUAAACAGCGCAUAAAAGACCUUAAUAAUAUAGUCCACGAUUUGAAAAUUGUAGAUAAUGAUUGGUUACUCCCAAGUUAUGAAGAAGAUAACAAUCCCACAGAUAUAUAUGAAUAUUUACCUAAUAGUGAAUACACAAUUAAUGACAAAAAUGUACAAAAUGUACAAAAUAUUUAUAAUUAUGAAGAGGAAGAAGAAGACGAUAAUUGCGAUGAAGCAAUUGAUAUAAACAAUUUCUAUAUGGAAAAUAACCUUAUUAAAGAACAUGAUCCUGCAUCAAUAAAUAGUACAAGUUGUUACUCUAAGAAUAUGUUGCAUGAUAAUCUUAUGAAAAUACGUACGUAUGAUGUUAGUAUAACGUACGAUAAAUAUUAUCAAACACCUCGAAUAUGGCUCUUUGGAUAUAAUGAGAAUGGUGAUCCUUUAAAAUCAGAGGAAAUUUUUGAGGACAUAUUAUCAGAUUAUAGUUAUAAAACAGUCACGUAUGAUCCUCAUCCGUGUACUGGUGUUAUGACAGCUUCUAUACAUCCAUGCAAGCACGCAGAGGCAAUUUUGAAUGUUGUUAAUAAUUGGAUAAGUGAAGAAAAAGAACCAAGGCAUGAUUUGUAUCUCUUGUUUUUGUUAAAAUUUAUAUCUGGGGUCAUACCAACAAUUGAGUAUGAUUUUACUACAGAUAUAGAAAUUCCAAGGGAUAGCAAUGCAGGAUUAUGA